This is a messenger RNA of Arabidopsis thaliana (thale cress), 1835 nucleotides long. Its product is annotated as Tryptophan/tyrosine permease. Bases 108 to 1730 code for a protein of 540 amino acids. Lineage: Eukaryota; Viridiplantae; Streptophyta; Magnoliopsida; Brassicales; Brassicaceae. The record is from RefSeq and is marked reviewed. The transcript is spliced from 2 exons. Gene Ontology annotation, biological process: amino acid transmembrane transport. Gene Ontology annotation, cellular component: plasma membrane.
CUAAAGAGUAAAUAGGUAUCUUCACAAGACAGCCUUAAGAUUCCAAAAGUUGAUACCAACAAAAUCAAAUCAGGUCCACUUGACAGAGAAUCUUGCACAUCGCAUCAAUGGCUCUUCCUUUUCGCCAACAUUCUCUAGCUCCCAUUGCAGCAACGCCCACAUUUUCAAAAUUCAAUCUUUUUCCCCAAAAUGUCCUUCGUACACUCUCUUCUCGCCUGAGUUUUCCCAAGUUUCCCGACUGUCGUCAUUUUCAGAGUUCGCCUCCAACCCAAUUUACCAAAGAUUACCGGAAACCCAUUUCGCAGAAUGGCUCUCUCUACUCACCUUUAGUUGUCAAAUGCAGCGACCACGAUGAGCCUCACUCAACUAUCGUGUCUUCUGAGUUCGUCAAAGAUGAAAAGUCGGAGACUUUAGAAAAAAUGGAUGAUUUGGAGAUUACCCACGAAACGAAGAAGGGAAAGAGUUUUUGGGCUGCCGUUAGUUUGAUCAUCGGAACAGCCGUUGGUCCAGGAAUGCUCGGCCUCCCAGCUGCAACUAUCAGAUCUGGUUCUAUCCCAUCGACCAUUGCUUUACUUUGUUCUUGGGUUUACGUCAUUUCCUCUAUUCUUCUCGUGGCUGAGCUCAGCUUUGCAGCAAUGGAAGAAGACAAUGCAGCAGAGGUUAGUUUCACAGGACUUGCAACUAAAUCCUUUGGGAACAAAUUUGGAGUUUUCGUGGCUUUUGUGUAUGCUUCACUAAGUUUCUCUUUGAUGGUUGCUUGUGUCUCGGGUAUUGGCUCCAUUGUGUCUCAAUGGUUUCCUUCAAUGAAUCCAUUUUUGGCCAAUGCUAUAUUCCCUCUAGUUUCCGGAAUCUUGAUCGGGUUUUUCCCUUUCAAUGCCAUUGAUUUCACCAACAGGGGUCUCUGCUUCCUCAUGCUCUUCUCUAUAACUUCACUUGUGGCCAUUGGUUUAUCUGUGGCUAGGUCCAAUGUGUUAGCCUCAUUUGGUCAAUCAUGUUGGAAAGUCUCCAUGGUUUUACCCGCGGUUCCUGUUAUGGUACUGACACUAGGGUUUCAUGUGAUCACGCCUUUCAUAUGCAAUCUCGCUGGGGAUUCGGUUUCAGAUGCUCGGAGAGCCAUUCUUGUAGGCGGUGUUGUGCCAUUGGCUAUGGUGUUGUCUUGGAAUCUAAUUGUUUUGGGGCUUGCAAGAAUCACUGUGCCUGCUGCACCUUCUUCAACCAUUGACCCAAUCUCUCUUCUUCUAUCUGUGAAUCCUUCUGCCUUAUCUGCUGUUCAAGGCUUUGCUUUCUCAGCCUUAGCUACCAGUUUAAUCGGAUAUGCUGUUAGCUUCCCGAAACAGCUCCUCGACACAUGGAAGCUUGUGUCUAAGCAAUCAAAUGGAAAUGGAAGACUUGGGUCUGUAAGUUUCUCAUCAAAAGAGCGUGAUAGGAGAACUAAUGGGAGAGCCUCAUACAAUGAACCAGCAAGAGCUCGUGAUGGGUUUGAAGCAGUAGUGAUGCUAUUUGUCCUUGGAGUUCCAGCUCUAAUUGCAACAUUCUUUCCCUCAACGUUCUCGAGAGCUCUGGAUUUUGCCGGUGUUUAUGCAAACUGUUUCCUCUUUGGUGUCCUGCCUCCUGCAAUGGCUUAUAUUCAACAGUCCAGAAAGAAGCUCAGGCCAUGGGUUCUUCCCGGAGGCAACUUUACCUUGUUGAUCUUAUUUGCAAUCGCCAUUAUUCUGGGAAUAUGGCAUUAGAUCACCAUCAAAUACAAAUGUUUUGUUUGUAUCAUGAUUCUGCGAAGACAUGCCAUAAUCUGACCGUGCUAACCAGACGCUAGGGAAGCAAAAAGACCCCACUGG